GAACACAAAGAACCAGCUUUUACAUUCUUGUCUCCCAUAAACCAAUCCUCCAUAAAUAUACUCUUCUCUUCACUUUCCUUUACUUCCCAUCACCACUCUCUUUUCCUUACACCUUCUUUUCCUAUUUUCUUGAGCCCAGUGUCUUUUCCCACUAAAAAGCUCCUAACUUUGCCUAAAACUCAAUUCUCAAUCCAUUACCCUUCAACAUUUAUCCAUUUUCAACCUCCAAUCUCAAAUGGGUUAAUCCUACUUUCCCCUUAAACCUUUCAAAAACCCCAUUUUCCCUCCAUUGUUAAACCAUCUUACAAGCUUACAACCAUCAAAACCAACCCAAAAACUUACUUUUUUCCCCUUAUAAACAAAACCCAUCAAACAUCUUCCUCUAAAAUCACAAAAAGAUGAUAACCUGGCUAGAUUUAUACCAUGUUAUGACAGCAGUUGUUCCUCUUUAUGUAGCCAUGAUCUUAGCUUAUGGUUCAGUAAAAUGGUGGAAAAUUUUCACACCUGAUCAAUGUUCAGGUAUUAAUAGAUUUGUUGCACUUUUUGCUGUUCCUCUUCUUUCUUUCCAUUUCAUUUCAACAAAUAACCCAUAUGCAAUGAACUAUCAUUUCAUAGCAGCUGAUACUUUACAAAAACUUAUAGUUUUAUGCAUCUUAUUUUUAUGGGCUAAACUUAGUUCUAAUGGGUCUUUAGAAUGGUCUAUUACCCUUUUUUCCCUUUCAACUCUUCCAAAUACCCUAGUAAUGGGAAUUCCUUUAUUAAAGGGUAUGUAUGGGGAUGAUUCAGGUACUUUAAUGGUACAAAUUGUGGUUUUACAAUGCAUUAUUUGGUAUACUUUGAUGUUGUUCUUGUUUGAAUAUAGAGGGGCUAGGUUAUUGAUUUCAGAACAGUUUCCUGAUACUGCUGGUUCAAUAAUUUCAUUUAAAGUUGAUUCUGAUAUUAUAUCCCUUGAUGGGAAAGAACCAUUAGAGACUGAAGCUGCAAUUGGGGAAGAUGGGAAACUUCAUGUAAAAGUAAGGAAAUCAACAAGUUCAAGAUCAGAAGUUUUUUCAAGGAAUUCCCAUGGAGUUUCUUUGACUCCAAGACCAUCUAAUUUGACUAAUGCAGAGAUUUAUUCACUCCAAUCUUCUAGGAAUCAAACUCCAAGAGGGUCUAGUUUUAAUCAUACUGAUUUUUACUCUUUUGUUAAUGGUAAGGGUUUGAGUAGUGUGAGUCCUAGGACUUCUAAUUAUGGGAAUUUGGGUUUUGAUGAAGAGAAUGGUGGUGGUUGUGUUGGUGGGGGCCCACAAUUUGGAGCCAAAGGUGGGACCCAAGGUGGUGGUGGGUAUCCAGCUCCACCAAGUGCUGGAAUUUUCUCCCCUGGUGGAGGGCCCACUGGUGGAAGAAGUGGUGGUGGAAAGAAUAGUAAGAAGGGUGGUGAUGGUGGAGGAGAAGAUCUUCAUAUGUUUGUUUGGAGUUCAAAUGCUUCACCUGUUACUGAAGGUGGUCUUCAUGUGUUUAGAGGUGGAGCUGCUUAUAAUCAUGAUCAUGGGACUCUUCCUAAUACCAAAGAUUAUGAUGAUUAUGGAAGAGAUGAGUUUAGCUUUGGGAACAAAAAUGGUGGUAACGGCCUUGAAGUCGAUGGCCCGACGCUGUCAAAGCUUGGUUCGAGCUCAACCACCGAGCUUCGGCCUAAAGCCGCUACUCAUGUUGAAGCAAAACCUACUUCCAUGCCCCCUACUAGUGUGAUGACUAGGUUGAUAUUGAUCAUGGUUUGGAGGAAACUAAUUAGGAACCCUAACACAUAUUCAAGUGUCAUUGGCCUUGCCUGGUCCUUGAUAUGCUUCAGGUGGCACGUUGAAAUGCCUGCAAUUGUGGCAAAUUCAAUCAAAAUUCUCUCCGAUGCUGGGCUCGGAAUGGCUAUGUUCAGUCUAGGUCUCUUUAUGGCAUUGCAGCCAAAAAUCAUUGCGUGUGGAAAUUCAGCGGCUACUUUUGCUGCAGGCGUAAGGUUCAUCACAGGGCCGGCUGUAAUGGCGGCUGCAUCCAUUGCAGUCGGGUUGAGAGGAACCCUCUUACACAUUGCCAUUGUGCAGGCUGCUUUACCUCAAGGCAUCGUCCCAUUCGUGUUUGCCAAGGAGUACAAUGUUCAUCCCGCAAUCCUUAGCACGGCGGUGAUAUUUGGGAUGUUGAUAGCAUUACCAAUCACAUUGGUAUAUUACAUAUUGUUGGGACUUAUGAGAUGAAACACCAACUAGCCAACAACAUCAGCAAAGCCAUGAUCAUUAAAGGAGAUGCUUAAGCAGCCCCACUUUACAGUAGAUUCUUACCUUUUGCCAGUUCUUUUUUUUUUUUCUCAUUUUUGGAAGCCUUUUUUGUAAUUUAUUAUUAUUAUUUAAGGAGAAAUUCAAGGAAAUAGAAGAGUUGGAAGGCAAAAAAAAAAAAAGAAUGAAAAUGAUGGUAAUGAGACAAUUUUCUCUAGGAAAACAAAAAAGAAAAACAGAUGGAGGGAGACUAGUGGCAUAGUAGGGGAAUUUUUAGGGUUUUUGGUGUUAUUGUGCCUCCCAUUAGAUCUGAACUUGGUGCUUUUUGAGGCCCUUUUGAGCUCUUUGGUGAACAAAAAACGUAAUAAAAUCUUAGUAUGUAUUUAAAAGUUUGUUUUUACACAAAUUAUUAUAAUAAGACGGUCUUUCUCUGUUUCA
Messenger RNA from Amaranthus tricolor (Joseph's coat), 2678 nucleotides. RefSeq names its product probable auxin efflux carrier component 1c. NCBI's taxonomy places the organism in Eukaryota, Viridiplantae, Streptophyta, Magnoliopsida, Caryophyllales, Amaranthaceae. The transcript is spliced from 6 exons. Gene Ontology annotation, molecular function: auxin efflux transmembrane transporter activity. Bases 399 to 2222 code for a protein of 607 amino acids. The record is from RefSeq and is a predicted model, not a curated record. Gene Ontology annotation, biological process: auxin export across the plasma membrane; auxin polar transport. Gene Ontology annotation, cellular component: plasma membrane; endoplasmic reticulum.